Molecule: messenger RNA, 5190 nt
Organism: Corythoichthys intestinalis (scribbled pipefish)
Lineage: Eukaryota; Metazoa; Chordata; Actinopteri; Syngnathiformes; Syngnathidae
Gene: egfra
Product: epidermal growth factor receptor a (erythroblastic leukemia viral (v-erb-b) oncogene homolog, avian)
Exons: 28
Coding region: 154-3765 (1203 amino acids)
Biological process (GO): protein phosphorylation; cell surface receptor protein tyrosine kinase signaling pathway; neurogenesis
Cellular component (GO): basal plasma membrane; plasma membrane; signaling receptor complex
Molecular function (GO): epidermal growth factor receptor activity; ATP binding; epidermal growth factor binding
Source: RefSeq, a predicted model, not a curated record
CUCUCGCUCCCAAACUGUGUUUUAGAGGAGGAGCUGUCAAAGUUGUCGGAGAGUCUCUCUUACUAGAGAAAACAAACGGGAAGAAAGAAGUGAAGUGAGUCUUUAGUGGACGUCGGACACAGUGGAGCGACUUUUAUUGCUUUUGUUCGUAGCAUGCAAUGGCACCUUCUCAGUAGCAGCGUUUGCGUUCGGAGAAGGACGAUGGCUAGCCGCCUUCUGGAGUGGCUCACCGUCACCUCACUGCUCUGCUCGUCGCUCGUGGCUGAAAAGAAAGUGUGCCAAGGCAUAACCAACCGCUUAAAUUUGUUGGGGUCCAGAGAUGACCACUACUUGAACAUGGUAAGGACCUACAGCAACUGCACUGUGGUCCUCGAGAACCUGGAGGUCACCUACAUGGAGGAGCACCAUGACUUGUCCUUCCUCAGGACGAUAGAAGAAGUGGGCGGCUAUGUACUGAUCGCCCUAAACGCCGCAUCCAGGAUCCAGUUGGACAACUUGCGCAUCAUUCGUGGCCAUUCGCUGUACGAGGGAGACUUUGCUCUCGCUGUGCUGGCCAAUUAUAACAAGACCACAGGUCGUAAGACCAGCGAGCUUCUCUUGACCAGCCUUACAGAAAUCCUCAAAGGAGGAGUCAAAUUUGGCAACAACCAGUUGUGCAAUGUGGAGACCAUCCAAUGGUAUGACAUCAUCAACGAGGAAACUAAACCCAAAAUGAAACUGCCAACAGCUAGCAACAAUCCGCUUUGUAAAAAAUGUGACAAAAGCUGCUUCAACGGUUCCUGCUGGGCACCCGGACCCCAUAACUGUCAGACUUUAACUAAACAGAACUGCGCACAGCAGUGCUCCAAGAGGUGCAAAGGACCCUCACCCAGCGAUUGCUGCAAUGAGCACUGCGCCGCAGGAUGCACGGGACCCCGGCCCACGGACUGUUUGGCCUGUCGGGACUUCCAGGACGACGGGGUGUGCAAGGAUUCCUGUCCGGGCCUCAUGCGCUAUGAUCCCAACCAGCACCAACUGGUACCUAACCCACAUGGGAAGUACAAUUUUGGAGCCACCUGUGUUAAAAGCUGCCCACAUAACUAUGUAGUGACAGACCACGGAGCUUGCGUGAGGACAUGCAGUGGCAACACUUACGAGAUGGAGGAGGGCGGUGUUAGGAAGUGUGCCAAAUGCGAUGGACUGUGCCCCAAAGUGUGUCACGGACUUGGAACGGGCAACCUGACAAACACGAUUUCCAUCAACGCCACCAACAUUGACACAUUUAAAAACUGCACCAAAAUCAACGGGAACAUCGCUAUCAUCCGCACAUCCAUUCUCGGGGAUGCGUAUACCAACACACCAAAGAUGGAGCCAGCCCAGCUUGAUGUGUUUAAAACAGUUAAAGAAAUAACCGGAUACUUGUGGAUUCAACAGUGGCCUACAAGCAUGAAUGCUCUCAGUCCCUUUGAAAACUUGGAAAUCAUUCGAGGACGAACCAAGAAGGGGAGCCGCAGCUUAGUUGUGGCCCAGCUGGGCAUCAGCUACUUGGGCCUCCGCUCACUCCGAGAGAUCAGCGACGGUGAUGUGGUCAUUAUCAAGAACCAGAACCUCUGCUUCACCAAUAAUAGCCACUGGAAGGCUCUCUUCAAGUCCACAAGCCAGACCACAACCAUCAACGAGAACGCAGACACUAUCAAAUGCGCUGAGAGAAAUGAAACAUGUGAUCGGAAAUGCACGGCAGACGGAUGCUGGGGUCCCGGACCUAACAUGUGCUUCGCUUGCCGGGACCACAGUCGUGGCGGCAGCUGCGUGGACUCCUGUAACAUUCUGGAUGGGGAGCCACGGGAGGCCGUCGUGAUGAAGAACUGCGUCGCUUGCCACCCGGAGUGUCAUCCUAUGAAUGGAACAACAACUUGCAGCGCUCCAGGUUCCGCCAACUGCACUAAGUGCGCCAACUUCAAGGAUGGACUCUUCUGCGUGGCCCGCUGUCCUCAAGGCGUGCCCGGCAAAGACGACACACUUGUGUGGAAAUACGCCGAUGACGCCAACGUGUGCCAGCUGUGUCACCCCAACUGCACCCAAGGGUGCAGAGGGCCAGGUCGUGAAGGUUGCCAGGGGAAAACGUCUUCAGGACUGUCCAUGAUUGCAGCCGGGGUGGUGGGCGGCCUCUUAGCAGUCCUUUUGGCGAGCCUAUCUGUUGUGGUGUUGUUUCGCCGACGGCACAUCAAGAGGAAGAGGACUAUGCGGCGACUCCUUCAGGAGAAAGAGUUGGUUGAACCGCUUACUCCAAGCGGUGAAGCGCCCAACCAAGCUCUACUCCGUAUCCUGAAGGAACCCGAAUUCAGGAAAAUUAAAGUUCUUGGAUCAGGAGCGUUUGGUACAGUCUACAAGGGUCUUUGGGUGCCAGAGGGAGAAGAUGUGAAGAUCCCAGUGGCCAUCAAGGUUUUGAGAGAGGCCACGUCGCCAAAAGCCAACAAAGAGAUUUUAGAUGAGGCAUAUGUGAUGGCCAGCGUGGAACACCCGCACGUUUGCCGUCUUCUUGGCAUAUGCCUGACGUCCACUGUGCAGCUCGUCACCCAGCUGAUGCCCUUCGGCUGCCUGCUGGACUACGUCAAGGAGAACAAAGACAACAUUGGCUCGCAGUAUCUGCUCAAUUGGUGCGUGCAGAUCGCAAAGGGUAUGAACUACCUAGAGGACCGCCACUUGGUCCACCGCGACUUGGCAGCCAGAAACGUUCUUGUGAAGACUCCCCAGCAUGUCAAGAUCACUGAUUUUGGCCUGGCCAAGUUGCUCAACGCCGACGAGAAGGAAUACCACGCAGAAGGAGGAAAGGUGCCCAUUAAGUGGAUGGCUCUCGAGUCAAUCCUGAACAGGACGUACACACACCAGAGCGACGUGUGGAGUUAUGGCGUGACCGUGUGGGAGCUGAUGACAUUCGGGACCAAGCCGUACGACGGCAUUCCGGCCAGUGACAUAGCCGGCGUGCUGGAGAAAGGCGAGCGUCUGCCUCAGCCUCCCAUCUGCACCAUCGACGUCUACAUGAUCAUGGUCAAAUGUUGGAUGAUCGAUGCGGAUAGUCGACCACGUUUCCGUGAACUAAUGGCAGAGUUCACCAAAAUGGCGCGGGAUCCUCCCCGUUAUUUAGUCAUCCAGGGGGACGAGAGCUUGCACCUGCAGAAUCCCCCCGAAAGGUUCUACCGUACCCUGGUGAGCGGCGAGGAUAUGGAGGAUGCCGUCGAUGCUGACGAAUACUUGGUACCGCAGCACGGCUUCUUCACCAGUCCGAGCACAUCCCAGACGCCGCUGAUUCACUCCACUAGCUUGAACAGCACUAAUGGGAUUUGUAAUGGCAGAAAUGGAUUACUGAAUGGAGUACCCAGCAGAGAUGGAAGCAUCGUUCUUCGCUAUAUUCCAGAUCCUACAGACAAACUAUUAGAUGACGCUUUUCAACCCGCUCCAGACUACAUGAACCAGAAGACAGGUUCCGACAUGAUGAAUCCCAUGUACCAACACCCCGGCCCUCCCCGCACCAUUCUUCCCACCAUCUCCUCAGAUGACGCUGAAUCCGAAUACCUGAACUGCUUCAACAACGGGCCGAACGGACCCGAGUACCUCAACGAGUUCCCGUCCCACACCAAUGGCACGAUUCAUGCCGUCCAAAAGUACAAGCCUCAGAACAGCAUAGACAACCCUGAUUAUCAGCAUAGCUUCACACCCACCUUUAAGGCUCGUCUAAACGGACACACGCGAGCCGCGGAGAAUGCAGAGUACUUAGGUCCAGACUGACGGCUCCCGGAGUUGAAACAAAGCCAUUUUUUUAGCGGUACCAUCCAUGUGUCACCUCUAAAGACUCAACCCGAAAGGCCUUCUGAGUCGUGCCGGAAAGUGAAAAUGUCUCUUGACGACAAUAAGGAGUGAACCCGGCCACAGCAGCCAUAAAAAGGGGAACUAAAAUGAGCUGCUCAAGCCAAAAAUCAUUCGGCGUGACAGCAUACAAUCCCACAAGAUGUUACAUGAACUUGCUUACAUGCGGUGCCGAGGCAAACAUGCUGGAUGGACUUUUGGCGACUCUCUUCCUUCAACGUGGAAGUAUAGAAUAUAUGAAUUGUCCACUUAGGGGAAAACUGGUAAAAUGCAAAAAAUAGUGGUGAAAAGGUAUUAACACUAAUGUAACUCUAUAUGUAGAUACCAAGAUAUGUUGGACAAGGCUCGACCUGCCAGAUAUGCCAAAAAUAAGCGUGUGCUAAUGUUAGCUAACUUUCCUAGUUUAAGAAGAUUAUAGUAUAUUAUAUAGUAUAUAUUAUAGUAUAAUCCACAGUCUCCACUUUGCUGCAGCUCCCCUCAGUCUCCUCAUGGAUCAAACUUGUCUUCUCAUCAUGACCAACAUGUUGAAAAGUAAAUAGAGGGGAAUUUUAUUCUUCUUGAAUGUGUUUGUUGGUAUGUCUGGUAGGGUUAUCUAAGACUCGUGGCGUUGCUAGGGUUUCUUGUAUUCCAAGCAAGAAAUCUCUGGGCCUCCCACUGCACCUGUGCGCACUGCAAAAAAACAUUUUUUUUUUUGCGCACAUAAAUGCACAGUGGAUACUGUAAGUAAAAAAUGUAUAAGGGCACAUCAAAAUAAAAGUUGACAGACAAUAAAUAUAAAAUAUUGUAAUAGAAAAACAUUUAACAGUAUGAAUAAAUGACAUGAAAUAAAUUGGCACACUUAAAGGGAACCACGGAUAGAAAGACAUGUAGUUCUUAAAAGAUAAAUGUUAGUACAAGUUGUAAUAAAGUUGUAAUAAUUUGAUAAUGAACCCCCUCUUAAUGUUUUCAUUUUAAUAAAUAAUAAUUAAAAAUUUAAUAAAAACAGUUUGUUACUGUUUUUGUGUGCUAUGAUGCACGGGCUAUCUGCAAAUAUAAUCUAACUGCUGUGUUUCACUGUAUACCCUAAUCAUAUGUAAAGCACACGAUAGGUCUGGAUGCUAACUAUCUCCACGAUAAUAUUGGAAUAAGUUGGAUCAGACAAUAGUUUACCGUGAAGAUCUGUAAACAUUUUUUGACAUCACUCGCGAACUUCACACAUUAACGCUACUCUCAUCUCAUCCAGUCUUUCCUGUUCAUUUUGCUUUUGCUGCUCGUUUUCUGAAAUCUCAACAGGGCUGUCCUACUCAUUUACAGUGGGGCAAAUAAGUAUUUAGUCAACCACUAAUUGUGCAAGUUCUCCCACUUGAA